Molecule: messenger RNA, 732 nt
Organism: Effrenium voratum
Lineage: Eukaryota; Dinophyceae; Suessiales; Symbiodiniaceae
Source: the annotation of a GenBank genome assembly
AUGCCGUACAAAGGUUAUGGACAAUACUGCCCGCUCGCCCUGGCUGCUGAAGUCCUCUGUGAACGCUGGACUUUGCUGGUGAUUAGCCGGGUGAUCGACGGGUGCACACGCUUCAAUGAAAUUCAUCGCGGCGUUCCGAAGAUCUCGGCCACUUUGCUCAGUCAGCGGUUGUCCAGUCUGGAGCAUGCCGGCUUGAUUACGCGCCGGGCCCUGGAAAACGGCCGGGGAUUUUCAUACGAAUUGACGGAUGCCGGGCGUGAACUCGAUCCGAUCAUCAUGAGCCUUGCCGUUUGGGGUCAGAAAUGGUCGCGGGAUAUGGAAACCGAAGAUCUUGAUCCGGCAUUCUUGGCGUGGAGCAUGCACACAAGGCUGAAUGUCGAGGCCAUGCCCGCGCACCGUAUUGUCAUGGAAUUUGCCUUUUCCGGGACGCACAAGGGCUUGAGCCGCUUCUGGCUUGUGGUUGAAGACGGUCACGUCGACAUGUGCCUUAAGUAUCCCGGUCUGGAGGUGGAUGUCGCCAUCUCUUCGGAUAUCAGGCGAUUUGUCGAAGCCUGGCGCGGCAUACGAGAUCUGCGCAGCGAAAUUGCCAGCGGUCAGGUGUCCGUGUCUGGCUCGACGGCCUAUCGCAGGGCACUGCCGGACUGGUUGAUGUUGAGCGCAUUGGCACUAUUUCCCAGACAAACCGGUAACGAGGCAGGUGCCGGAGAACCGCAUAUUGCGCGGACGGGUUAA